Molecule: messenger RNA, 1299 nt
Organism: Haliotis rufescens (red abalone)
Lineage: Eukaryota; Metazoa; Mollusca; Gastropoda; Lepetellida; Haliotidae
Product: peroxiredoxin-like
Exons: 7
Coding region: 77-802 (241 amino acids)
Biological process (GO): response to oxidative stress; hydrogen peroxide catabolic process; cellular response to stress
Cellular component (GO): cytosol; mitochondrion
Molecular function (GO): thioredoxin peroxidase activity
Source: RefSeq, a predicted model, not a curated record
CGUCCGGUUUGUUUUAAUCCGCAAAUCGUACUCGCAUAGGUGAAGGUCAUCAGCUGGUUAAUUCUUGUUUCAACACAUGGCAGGCAUGGCGAAACAUCUUCUGAGUUUUGGGGUGCGUUCAUUCUUGCAACAGGCGAACUCCACACUAACGAAAUGUCAAGUUUCCAAACUAUCAGUGAAUUAUGCAAGGUCCUUCAGUUCAGCCCCAAAGCUGUUGAGUCCAAGAGUGCAGUACCCGGCACCUGAUUUCCAAGGAACAGCUGUUGUUGAUGGUCAGUUCAAGGACAUUCAGCUCAGUGAUUUCAAGGGGAAGUACCUCGUCCUGUUCUUCUACCCUCUUGAUUUCACGUUUGUGUGUCCGACGGAAAUCAUUGCGUUCAGUGAUGCCAUGGAUCGUUUCCGCCAGUUGAACACGGAGGUGGUAGGCGUGUCCACAGAUUCACAUUUCAGUCAUCUCGCCUGGAUCAACACUCCCAGGAAGCAAGGGGGUCUGGGAGGGCUGAAGUACCCCCUCCUGGCUGACUUCAAAAAGUCUGUUGCCAGGGACUACGGUGUGCUUGUAGAGGACAUGGGGGUUGCACUUAGGGGGCUGUUUAUCAUUGACCCCGCUGGUAUAGUCCGACAGAUGACCAUCAACGACCUUCCCGUGGGUCGCUCCGUGGAGGAGACGGUGAGACUGAUCCAGGCCUUCCAGUUUGUGGAGAAACAUGGAGAAGUGUGUCCAGCGAACUGGCAGCCUGAUUCUCCGACCAUCAAGCCCUCUCCAGAAGAUUCCAAGGAGUACUUUGAAAAAGUUAACUAAACCAAGCAAUUCGUCUCUCAGCCAAAGAGUAUAAGACAUAUUUACUCCAGUUACAUCCCAUUCUGACCUAUCUCCGAAUUGAGUUAAGAUGUAGACAUAUGGCUUUUCUACAGUAUUAUGCCUUUCGAGACUUGUGUCAGAAUUGUAUUGUUUCAUAUGGCAUUUAUCAACUGUUUAUUUUAUGAUCACGUGUGUGUUUAUUUUUGUGAUCUGGGAUGUGUGGUGUUUUUGCCAUGUUUCUAGCUGAUUUAACCAAGUGUCACAACACUGAUGCUGCAUUCAUGUGUUAUGUUAACCCAGAUAUUGGUAAAGGAUACCAAGAUAUUCAGGUUCUGAUAUGACUUCUUUAAGAGGCAUUUAGGAGUUGGAGUACUUUAGUUAAGAUAAGAUAUAUGGAUGAACAACUUCUUUAUUACAAUUACUGUAUUCGACGUAAUAAGCGCCCAUGGCGAUAUUUGCUACUAUGUUGGCAAGUGAACAAUCCCAAUUAGCACCCC